CGUCGUCAUCGCACUUGUUAUCAGCGCGCGCGCGUUAUCAACCGUUUCGGACAGUCUGUCGUCGCCGCUGCCGCAGACGAUACGCGCGCGGGUGAGUAACGAUACUACGACAAUCAGCAACCGACGUUCAGCGCUAGUCAGCUAACCAGCUGCAGUCGUGUAAUUCCAUUUCGUUCUGUAAACAAUUGCCCGUUUGCACGCAAGUACGCGGUCGUUUCGCACUAGAUCACUGCCACUACCAGCGCCGUUCCCGUCAUGGACAUGGAAAAUGUAAAACAGAUAUUCAGAGACGCUGGCACAGCGCUCAGUAGAGCCGUCCAGUUUACUGAAGAAAAAUUGGGAAAAGCAGAAAAAACUGAACUGGAUCCAAAUUUUGAACAACUGGUCACCUUCUGUGAUAACACAAAACAGAACACCGAAACAAUACUGAAGAAUAUGGAAUUUAUUCUGAAUUCCAACCCUGGUAUGAGAGUUGAAAAUCUAUUCUUUUUGGACAAGAAAAAAUCAGGUCUGAGUAGCUUAGAAUACUUAGGACUUGCCAUGACGGAAGCAGGAAAUGAUUUUGGUCCAGAUACUGUUUAUGGAAGCGCUCUUAUAAAAGUUGGAUAUGUUCAGCAAACACUUGGACUCAAUCAAAGAGAUUUCAUUAAAUCAGCCAAUGACUGUUUUGUUAGUCCAAUGAAUAAAUAUUUAGAAACCGACAUGAAGACUGUUGUUAAGGAGCGAUCACUAUUGGAAAAAAGAAGACUUGACUUAGAUGCUUGCAAAACUCGAGUUCGCAAAACCAGAAUGCUUGCAACUACUAAAGUUAAGCAAGAAGACUCUGGUCCUACUACGGAAGAGUUAAUUGAAAAGGCUGAAAACGACCUCAAGAUAGCUCAAGAAGAAUAUGAUCGCCAGGCGGAAAUCACUAAAUUAUUGAUGGAAGGUGUUCCUAGUGCACACCCACAACACUUGCAACAUUUAUUAGACUUUGUUGAUACACAAGCUGCUUUCUAUUUAAAAUGUCAUGAAUCUUUAAUGAGUCUUCAAUCUGAUUUAUCUGGGUUUCCUACUGACCAAGAUAAUAUUGCAACAUUAUCACCUGAUACUCCAGCUUUGGGUCGUGUACAACAAGCUAAAGUCAUUACUAGUCAAGAACCACGGGAUGCUCACGAUUUAAGAUUAAGUGCUGGAGAAGUAAUUAGUAUUGAUGUAAAUUCAGAUAUCGGUUCAAACUAUUUUAUUGGUAAAAAAAUUCAAAAAGGAAAAGUUUAUAAAAGCAAUGUUAGGCUUUUAAACCAAAGUUAAAUUUUGGUGACGUCACUUCUUACUUACAUUCCACGGAGAACAAAUUUUAAAGUUACUUAUUCUUUUUUGUGUG
Molecule: messenger RNA, 1363 nt
Organism: Sipha flava (yellow sugarcane aphid)
Lineage: Eukaryota; Metazoa; Arthropoda; Insecta; Hemiptera; Aphididae
Gene: EndoB
Product: endophilin-B1
Exons: 9
Coding region: 256-1290 (344 amino acids)
Cellular component (GO): cytoplasm
Molecular function (GO): protein binding
Source: RefSeq, a predicted model, not a curated record